GAGAUGCCUGCAUUUAGCAAACACGUGUUUACAUUUUCACCGCUCACGGCUUAAACGAUUGGCUUUGUACCAAGCCAAUUUUAAAACACAUUUUUUUUAAUAAUAUUAUAAUUGUUUAAUAGAAAAGUUAUCAAUUCCAAUUUAGAAGAAAAUGGGUCGCAACAGAAAAGCAAAUCCCUUCGCCGCGAAAAAACGUCAAAAGCGUGAGAACCAAGGAGUCGACACACGUCCAGUACGUCAAGAACCAUAUGAGGAUAUCAAACGUGAUAAUGCAGCAUUUAUUAAAUAUUAUCAACUCCAAAAGAUAUGCGCCGACGAAGCGGAAUGGCUUGAUUUUCUUGCAAAAAUACGCGAUAAUUUACCUGUUACAUUCCGUGUAACCGGCUUUCGUGGUGAGGCAAAGGCAUUGCUGGACAUAAUCGAGACUGAUUUGUUUGCGGAUUAUGUGAACAGUGUCGCUGAAUUGCAUAGCAUACCGAAAGAAGGAGUGGAGCGUCCACUACGCCUACCUUGGUAUCCAGAUGGUUUGGCGUAUCAAUUGCAAUUGACGCGCAAAGAUAUACGUCGCUCCGAACCGCUAUUCCGGCUGCACAAUUUUUUGAUAACCGAAACGAAUGCCGGCAGCAUAAGUCGUCAGGAAGCGGUGUCUAUGAUACCACCGCUGGUGUUAGAUGUGCAACCCACCGAUAAAGUGCUGGAUAUGUGCGCUGCGCCCGGCUCAAAGACGGCACAAUUGAUUGAAGCGUUGCAUAGUGCGCCCGAAACGCAUAAAAUACCACCGGGUUUUGUUAUAGCCAAUGAUGUGGAUAAUAAUCGUUGUUAUAUGUUGGUGCAUCAGGCGAAAAGGCUGAAUUCGCCGUGUUUUCUGGUGACAAAUCAUGACAGCAGUUUUUACCCGAAUUUAUUGCGUACGGAUGCAGAUGGCAAUAAAGCAAUAUUGAAGUUUGAUAAGAUUCUAUGUGACGUGCCAUGUUCGGGCGAUGGCACACUACGCAAGAAUCCCGAUAUUUGGACGAAAUGGAAUUUGGCGCAGGCUUACAACUUGCAUGGCAUACAGUACCGCAUUACAAGGCGUGGCGCUGAAAUGCUGAAUGUCGGCGGUCGUUUGGUCUACUCCACAUGCUCGCUAAACCCCAUAGAAAAUGAAGCGGUACUGCAGCGUAUCAUAGCUGAUGCUGAUGGCGCACUAGAGAUCGUGGACGCUGCACAUUUGGUGCCCGGCUUGAAGUUUAAACCCGGUAUGACGAGUUGGAAGCUCGCCACUAAAGAAGUCGAUCAAGUAUUUGAAAGUUUCGAUGAGGUGCCGGAGAAGUACCACACCGUCAUACGACCGAAUAUGUUUCCACUGCCGCAGGAGCAGAUCUCGAAAAUCGGUUUGGAGAAAUGUCUACGUGUGUUGCCGCAUUUGCAAAAUUCUGGCGGUUUCUUCGUCGCUGUCCUUGAGAAGCGUCGUCAAUUGCCAUUCGAGAAGAAUGACUUGCAAACGCUGCUUGAGAAACCCAAACCAGAAGUUAAAUUAGACGAGAAUGGCCAGCCAAUCGAAGAGAAAUCUGUGCCAUGGGGCCCGCAACGCAAGCGCAGACGUCUGCAUGGCUACAAGGAGGAUCCAUAUGUAUUCUUCGAGGAAGCAGAUGCCGAUUGGGAUGAGCUGAAAUCCUUCUUUGCUCUCGACGAAACGCUCAAUAAGCGUUGUCUGCUGACACGUUGUAUCACCGAUAAGAAGAAGAACAUCUAUUACUGCUCCGACCCCAUACGUGAUAUGGUAUUGUUGAAUGAAGAUGCCAUCAAGAUUAUAAAUACAGGUGUGAAGACAUUUGUUCGCUGUGAGAAUCGUCAUACAGCGCAUCCCUUCCGCUUGGCGCAGGAGGGUUUGCAGACAACAAAUGCAUUUAUGGGCGCCGUAAGGCGUAUACAGAUCUCACGCGAAGAUUUAAUAUUGCUGCUCAAUUGUACCGACCCAACUAAGCCACCCUCAACGCUGGAUUUGGCGGAGGAAACGCAAGCACGUUGUAAGGAAUUAGGCGUAGGCAGUUGCAUUUUGAAGUACGAAGACACGCGCUUCACGCUUUACUUGGUCGGCUGGCGCGGUUCUUCCAGUCUGCGCGCUUAUGUGGACAGUAAUGAAACAGUGCACGUCUUGCGUCUAUUGGGCGCUGACAUCAGCAAGUUCGAAGUCAACAAGUACGAAAAGGCUAAAGAAGCUGCUGCUGCUGCAGCGGCGGAGGCAGAGGCUGCAGCGAAUGCUGCUGAAUCAACAGAUGCGCCAGCUGCUGCAGUGGUGGAAGAUGCCGCAGAGCAAGCCGAUGUGGUUAUGUCUGAGAAUGGCGUUGCAGACGUGGCGCCAGUCGCUGAAUAAUUGAACUAGCUAGCGCCCAAUUUCAUUAUUUUUAUUGUUAAGCUUUAGUUAUGGUACAUAUAUAUAUUUUUUAAAUAUAAAAAUACUGUAUACAUACAGCCGUA
This is a messenger RNA of Zeugodacus cucurbitae (melon fly), 2460 nucleotides long. RefSeq names its product tRNA (cytosine(34)-C(5))-methyltransferase (gene Nsun2). Lineage: Eukaryota; Metazoa; Arthropoda; Insecta; Diptera; Tephritidae. Gene Ontology annotation, molecular function: tRNA (cytidine-N5)-methyltransferase activity; tRNA binding. The transcript has 6 exons. Gene Ontology annotation, biological process: tRNA methylation. Gene Ontology annotation, cellular component: cytoplasm; nucleus. Bases 152 to 2356 code for a protein of 734 amino acids. The record is from RefSeq and is a predicted model, not a curated record.